AUUUGAUCGAAAAGAGAAAAAACUCUGCCCGCGGAGAAUACACCAGAGAGAGCCGGUUUGGGAGCUGUUGCUGGCUGCCUCUUCUCUGAUUUCUUGCUCGACUGUUAUUCUGUUAGUUCCCCUGCCGGUCAAUUUCGAUUUCGUCUUCGUCGGGUGACAUUCAUCUACUGCUCCGAGGGGCACCCACGGUCUCCAAGGGCGACGCCAAUCUGACCUAGUGCUAAUUCAAAUUCUAUUUUAUUCGCGGGGGCGACCAAUCGAUCGAUCUCGGUUGCCGCCGGCUGAGGCGACGCCUCUUGCUUUCUCUUCGUCAGACUCUACGAUGAAUGUUUCUUCUUCUCCAGCCUUUUCUUCGCUGACUUCACAGGCGCUGCCACUUUCUACCCCUUCUUCUUCUGCUUCUUCUUUGUCCGAUUUGGUACCUGGAAAUCAUGGGGCUGACGUCUCAAUGUCUAUUCAACCUAGCCCUAUUGACCCUGCGGCGUCAUCCGUAGUUCAGCAGAGGCCCGCCGCCGCCGGCCUGCCGCCUCCUGGAGCUGUAGUUACUCAGCAAAUGUACCCUGGGUUUCCCUCUUUCCAACCUCCUCCAAUGGCUGCACCCGCGGCGGCUCCUCCGCCACAAGGUAUUUGGUUGCAGCCAAUGCCACAACAAGUUCCUGGCAUGAUGCGGCCGCAGCCACCGUUUCUGCCGUAUGCUCCGCCUGCCGUUUUCCCUUCCGGUCAUUUUCCUUUGCCAGGACCUGGAAACCCUAGCCUAAACCCCCGCCCUUUUCCUGGCGUUUUACCGGUGCCAAGUAUGGGUGUGAAUUUUCAUAUUGUUCCUCCUCCUGCGACUUUGCCGACGGCUUCAAGUCAGCAGUUUGUGCGGCCGCCAGGGACCCAGACAGAAUUAACUCCUCCAGGAAUUGGUAUGCCCAGGAUUCCAAUGUAAGGAAUUGCAGAGAGCAACAGACAUUCCCUUGACCCUGACAUGAAGGGUAAUGGUGCUCCUAAUGAAGCGUCAGAUGCUUGGACUGCUCACAAGACUGACACCGGAGUUACAUACUAUUACAAUGCUGUGUCGAGAGUAUCCACUUACGAAAAACCUCCUGGUUUUAAAUCGGAGAUGAAUUUUGGAGCUUCAUACCUUCUUAUUUGCAGGGAGAAUUUAGCUGGGACACAUUGGGCCUUGGUCACCACAAAUGACGGAAAGAAGUAUUACUACAACAACAUAACAAAGGUAAGCAGCUGGCAGGUCCCAAAUGAGGUGGUGGAAUGGAGAAAGAAGCAGGAUGAUGUGUUAAAAGAACAAGCAAUGCCAGCCCCACAGGCUAAUGUCUCCACUGAUACAGGAUCUACUACAGUCAGUUUAAGUACUCCGGCAAUUACCACUGGUGGCCGUGAUGCCUUGGCUUUGAGAGGCACAAGUAUGCCAGGGACAUCAUCUGCAUUGGAUCUGAUAAAAAAGAAGCUGCAAGACUCUGGAUCUCCGGUAACUUCAUCCCUUGCUCCAGUUUCAUCAGGAGUACCAACAUCUGAAUCUAAUGGUUCAAAAGCUGUUGAAGCUGCUACAGCUAAGGGCAUGCCGAGUGAAAGUAGCAAAGACAAACUAAAAGACACAAACGAGGAUGGUAACAUGUCAGAUUCGUCAUCAGAUACAGAGGAAGACAAUGGGCCAACAAAGGAGGAGUGCAUUGUACAAUUCAAGGAGAUGCUCAAGGAAAGAGGGGUGGCACCAUUCUCAAAAUGGGAGAAGGAGCUGCCGAAUUCAAUAUUGUUCCAGGCUAUACCAAGUCAUUCUGCUCGGAGGUCCUUGUUUGAGCACUAUGUGAAAACACGUGCUGAGGAGGAGCGCAAGGAGAAACGUGCAGCUCAGAAGGCUGCAGUAGACGGAUUUAAGCAGUUACUAGAAGAAGCAUCAGAGGAUAUUGACCAGUAUACUGAUUAUUAUACUUUCCGGAAGAAGUGGGGGAAUGACCCAAGGUUCGAGGCCCUUGACCGUAAGGACAGAGAGCAUUUGUUGAAUGAAAGGGUUCUUAACUUGAGGAAGGCAGCAAGAGAAAAAGCUCAAGCCGAGCGUUCAGCAGUAGCUGCUGGUUUCAAGUCUAUGCUCCGAGAAAGAGGAGAUAUAACCGUGCAUUCACGUUGGUCCAGGGUUAAGGACAGUUUAAGGAAUGAUCCCAGGUACAAGACUAUAAAGCAUGAGGAUCGGGAGGCUUUAUUCAAUGAGUAUUUAUCCGACUUAAAAGCAGCAGAUCAGGAAGCCGAGCGUGAAAUGAAAGCCAAGAGGGAUGAACAGGUACUUAAUUUAAUUUUUAAGGAGAGGCUGAAAGAAAGGGAGCGGGAGUUGCGAAAAAGAAAAGAAAGGGAGGAACAAGAAAUGGACAGGGUGCGACUAAAAGUUAGGAGGAAGGAAGCAACAUCUUCUUUUCAGGCUUUGCUCGUAGAAACAAUCAAGGACCCACAGGCAUCUUGGACAGAGUCAAAGACCAGACUGGAGAAGGAUCCUCAAGGACGUGCAACACACCCUGAUUUAGAUCCUUCAGAAACUGAGAGACUUUUCCGUGAGCAUGUGAAGAUGUUGCAAGAGCGAUGUGUUCAAGACUACAAAGCCUUGUUGGCUGAAGUCAUAACUGUUGAAGCAGCUGCAGACAAGAUGGAAGAUGGGAAAACAGUCCUAGAUUCAUGGUCAACGGCGAAGCGAUUACUGAAAGCGGAUCCCAGGUACAACAAGAUCCACAGGAAGGAGAGGGAGAGCCUCUGGCGUCGGCAUGCUGACGAGAUGAUUGAAGAAGCUAAAAGCAGGAGUAAGUGAUAUGGAUGCUAAAAGGAAUCAAAACGUAGAAGCUCUGUUGACCCAGGGAGGGGAAACCCUCUCUGAAUCAAGGAGACCUCAAGACUGAAGAUAGCUUGAAAUCUUUUUCUCUCUUUUGCGUACGGCCCUGUUUUAGAGAUCAGUGGUUUUUUUGGUAGAUGUUCCUGUACCAAUUUGCUGACAAUGAAGAUCCCUGAUAUUAGAAGAGUAUGCUUUUAUUGUACAUUGGAGCUAUUCAUUUUAGUUGGCGAUUCAAGGUGAGCUCAUUUAAGUUUGGUUCAAAUGCUUGUGCACUUCUUUAGGUCAUAAUCGGUUGUUUCAUUUUCCUUCUUGGCAAUGGAAGCUCGACCAUAGAUUUAU
Molecule: messenger RNA, 3154 nt
Organism: Linum tenue
Lineage: Eukaryota; Viridiplantae; Streptophyta; Magnoliopsida; Malpighiales; Linaceae
Source: the annotation of a GenBank genome assembly